Molecule: messenger RNA, 1927 nt
Organism: Zophobas morio
Lineage: Eukaryota; Metazoa; Arthropoda; Insecta; Coleoptera; Tenebrionidae
Product: antichymotrypsin-2-like
Exons: 4
Coding region: 592-1830 (412 amino acids)
Molecular function (GO): serine-type endopeptidase inhibitor activity
Source: RefSeq, a predicted model, not a curated record
GCAGUAAAAUUCGGUCUUCAUCUAAUCAAAAGAACCAGUGAAAUUCGAAAGCGAAGGUGGGUGGGAUUAGUUUUGCCGUUUUUGCCUAGAUUCCAUAGAUUAUUACCAGAAAAUCCUCUUUGUGUCCAACAAAAUGACCAAGUAGGUUGCAGGGCCAUUUUUAAUUUUUUUUUAAGGAUACAUUGGACAAAAUAUAAUUCAAUUUUCAUCUCAUAGUUAAAACAACAAACCAAUGAAAUACAGAUGCGCAGUUGGGUGGAGUUAAUUUUAAAUACAUUUUUACCUAUUUUCUAUUGCUUGUGAUAUAAAAUCCACAACCAAUAACUUGAGUGAUUAAUUUCAUUGGCUCUUAAUUGAAGACGAAUCUCAUCUCGACAAAUAUGAUAUUCUGUAACACACAAGAGUGAAAUUAUUUUAUAUGGUUUGUGGAUUUUCUGGACAAUGUUUUACAAAUUUAAUAAAACACAUUUUUUGUGUUUAUUUAAUAAGUAUAACGAUUUAGUUUCUACCAGAUAAAAUUCCACGUUAUUAAUAUUAAGACAGCUAUUAACAACAGUAUGAGGAGCAUUCUUCAGUGUUAAAUGACUUUUGAUGGCUACCAGUCAAGAUUUUACCGAGGAAAUUCUCCACGGAAAUGCCGCCUUCACCAACAAGAUUUACCAAAUCCUUGCCCGGAAACCCGGAAAUGUGUUCUUUUCUCCGUUCAGUCUUCACAUUAUCAUCGCUAUGGCGUACCAAGGAUCACGAAACGUGACUUUAGAAACCAUCCAAAAAGUACUUCAAAUUCCUGACCCCUUAAGCACAGCCAUUGGUUACCAAGAAAUAACGCGCAACUUGACAUCAUUAAAAAACGUACUUUUACACACUGCUUUCAAAAUUUACCUUCGAAAAGAAUUUCAACUUUUAUCCUCAUUCGAAAACACGGUCAAAGAAUAUUUUGACUCUGAAGUGGAAUCCUUGGAUUUUGAUGAAACGAGCGCAACAGUCGAACAGAUAAACGAAUGGGUCUCUGAAAAGACACACGGAAAAAUCAAGAAUAUAGUGAAUGACGAUUUGAUAGCUUCAACCUCUUUGCUUCUUCUUAACGCGAUAUAUUUUAAAGGCAACUGGGCUGUACCUUUUUCUGAAAAUAAGACUAAGGUGAGAUAUUUUUAUCUGAACAAUCGCGAUGUGGUGAAAGUGCAGAUGAUGGAAGGUCGGAAACAUGGUUUUUACAACGACAAUAAACAAUUAAAGUCUCAAAUUCUCGCUUUGCCGUAUGAGGGUAAGGAGAUCUACAUGGUGAUCUUCUUACCAGAAGAUAAAAAUGGGAUUGGAGAACUGGAAGCUCUACUAUCUGAAACGAAUCAUACUGAAAUUUUCAAGCAGUUGAAUGUUGUAACAGUGGAUGUGUCUUUACCAAAAUUUAAAUUCGAGACGUCCAUGGAGAUGGACGACGUGAUACAAGAGAUUGGACUUGAAGUGAUUUAUGACGAAAAUGAAGCCGAUUUUAAAGGGAUGAUCGAUCUCGAAGAGGGAGAGAAUUUGUGCAUAACAAAAAUACUUCAAAAGGCUUGUAUUGAUGUUAACGAAAAAGGAUCAGAAGCAGCUGCCGCUUCAGUUGUAGGGGCGAUUGUUCUGUAUUCUAGCAAAAGAAGUAAACCGAAAAUUUUUAAAUUUGUUGUGGACCAUCCUGCCGUUUUUAUGAUUGUUGCCGGAUUGUUUCAAAAUCCAAACGUUUUAUUUCGUGGAAGACUGUCCCACCCUGAAGAAGUAGCAAGUAGUGAUAUUUUGAGUGAUUUGGGAAAUUUCAUGAGAAACCCCUUAAUAACCAUAAACCGAAUUUUCUAAAUGUGCUAAAACAUCCCCUCGCUAGAUUGGGCAUCCUUUCAGAUGCAAACUUAAUAAAACGAACUAAGAUCAACUUUGUUUCUUUGUUCAAAUCAAU